Rotaria sp. Silwood2 is the source of this 639-nucleotide messenger RNA. NCBI's taxonomy places the organism in Eukaryota, Metazoa, Rotifera, Eurotatoria, Philodinida, Philodinidae. The record is from the annotation of a GenBank genome assembly.
AUGUAUCCAGGACGAGGCGGCUAUUCAGGAUCACGAGCAGCAUAUAUACCUGGUGCUUCAUCUCGACGUGUCUACCGUUCAAGUUAUCGUCGGCCAAGCAGCCGUUAUGCUUAUCGACCCCGAUUACCACCACCAGUAGUACCAGCUGGACGAGCACCUGGCGGUGCUGGUCUUCUUGCUGCUAUUCUUGGACCUAUUGGUGGUCUUACUGGAUGUUUAUGCUGCCUGAAUACCAUCGGCAUUUGGGGUCUUUUCAUCACGGCUAUUCCGUUGACUGUCUUCAUCAGUCGAUGGUUACGUGAUUAUAAGAAUCGUAAUGGCUUAAACGGUGCCGGCGAACUUCUUGCUCCUCAAUUGCUUCUUCUUGUAUUGCUCACAACUAUUAUUUCCGCUGCUCUCGGUCCAGUAGGUGGUCUUGCCUGUUGUGCAUGCUGUUUGAUUAUUGCUGCUAUUUGGGGUCUCUUUGCCACAACAAUUGCCUUGGCUGUUUAUACGAGAAAGUGGGUAGAUGCAGUAAAACAGGCCAAUGGUUUAGGAAGUGGAGUUGAACAAAUGAUUUUUAGUCAAGCUCUACUUAUAGGAAUCCUAUGCAUUUAUGGAUUUCUUGGACUUCGGCGAGCACUGCGCUCUGCUAAUUAA